Molecule: messenger RNA, 1783 nt
Organism: Stomoxys calcitrans (stable fly)
Lineage: Eukaryota; Metazoa; Arthropoda; Insecta; Diptera; Muscidae
Product: pickpocket protein 19
Exons: 8
Coding region: 1-1719 (572 amino acids)
Biological process (GO): sodium ion transmembrane transport
Cellular component (GO): membrane
Molecular function (GO): ligand-gated sodium channel activity
Source: RefSeq, a predicted model, not a curated record
AUGAAAAAUUCCACGAAAUCCACGCCAGAUGAGGGAGAUGUAUCGGUGGAAAAGGAGAGAAGAGAAACGUCUUUUUCACAGAAAGAACAAGUAAAAGGCGGUUUUAAACCCGCCCAACCAGAGGCUCUGCGUCGUCUUAACCAAAAAUAUGCCUCUGGUGGGGAAGGACUUGGAAAAAAAUCUGUACCUAAAGUGAGAGAAGAUGCCAUGGAACUAUUGGCUAGUUUUAGUGAAAAGACCACAGUGCACGGCAUGGGAAGAAUAUUUAGUAGAAAGGCCAAUAAAUAUGAAAGAUGCUUUUGGCUGCUCACUUUCAGUUUGGCCGUCUUUGGCACCACCUAUGUAUGCAUAGUGCUUUCUGAACGCUUUAAGGCUGGUAAUUUACAAUCAAUAGUCGAUGACACCGGUGCCCCGGUCUAUAAAAUACCAUUUCCCGUCAUAACCAUCUGUAAUGUGAAUCACCUCAAUUGGGAUCGCAUUGAUGAGGCUAAGCAACGUUUUCUGCCUGGCGAAACUAAUAACGAAACUUUGCAAAUGUUUGAAAAGGUCAUUGGCCUUUUUGAUCGCUUAGAGUUUGGACGUUUCAAUGUCUUUUCGGCUUUGGAAAAUCAAUCCAUACACUUGGUGGAGCAAGUUAACUUUACCCAAGUGUUUGAGUUCAUGACUUGGCGGUGUGAGGAAUUACUCACCAAUUGUAUGUGGCGUCACCGUGAAAUGGAGUGUUGUGACAUUUUUCUUAAACGCCGCAGCAAAAACGCCAUUUGUUGGAGUUUUAAUACCGUUGAGACGCCAGAGGGUAAGCAAAGGCAGAAAGAGGAUGCCAAAUAUCCUUGGCGCACUGGAAGUUCUGGACCACAGAGUGCUUUAAGUGUGAGAGCGAUUAUUGACAAGGAGAAACAUUACAGCUAUGAAGUGGAAAGGGGAAUAACGGUUAUGAUAACCGAACCCAAUGUAUGGCAUCGAGAUCCAUAUUUCAUACAAGAGAAUACUGAGACCACCAUUGGCAUUGAUCCCACAAUUUAUCAGCAUGAUGAUAACACUCGAAGUUUGAGUUCCACGCAAAGGCAAUGUAUUUUUCAUGAUGAACACGAAAAAUAUGAUCUUAUGGUUUUACCAGGCUUCGAAUACAAUAUUGAAAAUUGUGAAGCGGAAUGCCAUCAAAUGCAUUUGGAAAAAUAUUGCAAUUGUACCAUGGAUUUGCUAUUUCCACCAGGAAAGCACAGAUAUUGUGGUGUUAAGGAUUUGCUUUGCUUGGCCCGCAACAAUGAUUAUUUCAUGUACACCUAUCAAUUUGGUUCGGAGAACUACUUGUACCACACCUAUGAAAAAAUGCGCUGCAAAUGCUUCAAUAAUUGCUAUUCAUUGCAAUACAUGACCUAUGUCCGGCCAACAUUUUUGCCAGCGGAUGUACGUGGCAGUAAGUCAUACGUGGAUUUGGAUAUUCAUUUCCGUUCCGAAACAAUGAUGAUCUAUCGCACAAGUUUGGUAUUCACAUGGAUUGAUUUAAUGGUGGCUUUUGGUGGAAUUGCCGGUUUAUUUAUGGGCUGCUCUCUCAUCAGCGCUGUGGAGGUACUCUACUUUCUUUUCAUUCAAGUACCAACAUUUGCCUACAAAGAGUUUCAAAACAAAAAGAACUUCAAAAGAAAGACGCCCAACAGCAAUUUCAGCAAAACAUACAGCAAUCGAGUUAUUACUCCAAGCCAACGAAUUAUAAUCUGAGGUCUUAUUACAGAAAACCAUCUAAACAACAAAAAAAUCGCAUAGCUAUUGUGGAAGAUAUGGA